Messenger RNA from Branchiostoma belcheri (Belcher's lancelet), 3012 nucleotides. RefSeq names its product calphotin-like. The transcript is spliced from 5 exons. The record is from RefSeq and is a predicted model, not a curated record. Lineage: Eukaryota; Metazoa; Chordata; Leptocardii; Amphioxiformes; Branchiostomatidae. Bases 1 to 3012 code for a protein of 1003 amino acids.
AUGAAAGUUAAUGGAGACGGGGUAGAGAAGCACGAAAUCGAAGUGACAGAGAAGGGAGAUGUAAAUGAUGUCUUGAAAGAAAUACUAACAGAGUCGAAACGGCAAGAGGAAGUUGCUGCGCUCAUGUCUCAGCCAAAAGUUGAAGAUGUAGGCCCUGACGACAUACAGGCUGAAAUUGUAGAUACCCCUCCACAAGAAAGUGGGGAAGGUCAACAACAGGCCUUCUUGUCAGAGCAGGCUACAAUCGAAGCCUUGUUGGGGGCACGAGAAGAGCCGGAGGAUUUGAUGGAAGACGUGUCCCAGGAGGUAACAGGCAGUGAGGAGGUCUCCACACCUGGGGAGGCAGACUUGGAGGACUCCGUGCAGGACGCAGAAAUCACGGAAACCUCGGAUUUCGAGUUUGUGCCGGGUGAGGAGAUGGAGGAAGAAGAAGCACCAAAGAGUCCACGGCAGGAUGAGGUCAAUGCAGAGGCAGCAGCAGCUCCAGAAGUUACAGAACAAAAGGAAGAUCAUGGCGAUCUACCACCGAGUAAAGAGCCAAUGCUAGUCAUGGAAGUAGAAGAGAGGGAAACCAUGGAGGUAACCGAGGUGCUGCCAACCGCUGAACAGCCUGUUGAAGACGUAGGUGUUACAGAAGGUCAACAGACGCCGCCGGCUGUGUAUGAUCCCUUUAAUGAGCUAGCAGAGCAAGACCCUCUCAUCGAGGAAGGGUUACCACCAGAACUGAUGGAGCCAUCCGUACAAACAGGCCCUCCUCCAACUGGGUUCCAGGAUGCUGACUUCUUCUCAGAUCUGGCAGUGAAGGAGCCUGAGGCAGAGAUGCCACAGGAGGUUCCUGAGAGCCAAGGGGGUACCUCGGAGGUGGGGCCCCCUCCUCAGGAAGGUCCCUGGGGGGAGCCGGUAGCGGCAGCGGCACCUACUGAUGACAUCUGGGGGUUUGGUGUGCAGGGUAUGGCCACAGCUGACAAGGUGGACACAGACACAGCCAGAAUGCCCGAGGCCUCCACGUGGGACAGGGACUUCCAACAGCGCGGCAUGCAGAGCUUUGCUUUCUCUGAGCAGGAGAGACCGCCACAGGCGCAGGGCUGGGACGCAGUUUUCCCCAGCGACGACCCACCGCUGGAACCCCUGAUGGCACCACACCAGGCUCCCAUCCUGGAGGAAGGUGCGGAUGUGGCAGCUGUGGCAGGAGAACCCCAGCCGUUUGACGCAGUGUUCCCGCCAGACGAGCAACCCCCUGUCCCAAUGGCUGACAUCAGAGAGCCGACAAUACCAGAGGAAGGGGAGAGCACUUCUGAAGAAACUCCCACAGAAUCUGAACCAAGCCAGGCAGAACAACAACCAGAGGAGUCGGAGGGACCCGCCAGUGUGCCUGACUCACCUUCAUCAGACAUCCCGGCGAUCACCGUGUCUGAGGUACCAAAGGUGGAGCCAGACGACGAGUUCCUAGUUAGCGUAGAAACUGCCAGUACAGGAGACAUAGAGACAGUCGCCAUGGAAGCUGAGGUGCCUGAGGCGGCACCCAACGAUAUCACUGAUGAACAAAUUGUUGCACCCCCGGACGUCAUUGCUGAUCAAGUCCAGGUCGAGGAGGCACGCCAGGCAGAGCAGGUCGCUCAGAUGGCGGCCAUGGCAGCGCAGCAGAAGUGGAUGGAAGAUGUAGAGCAGGUCGUCGUGGAAACGGGCAGGCUGGAGCAGGAAGUGGAGCAGAUCGCCACGGAUACGGCCAAGGCCACAGAAAUGGUGGAAGAGGCGAUGGAAAGUGUUGUGGAAGAGGAGACGAGAGUUGAGGCCGCCCAGGUAGCAACUGAGGUGUUAGAGAGAGCAGAAGACAAGGCCGGUGGGACAGAGGUUACAGCGGAGGCACCACCUGUACAAGUCGGUGUGGAAGCGGAGGAGAAAGUGCCUGAGCCAGAAGCUAUGCAAGUGGAAGCUGCUGUGCCUGUAGAGCCUGUGGUUAAAGAAGAGGUGAAAGAAGAAGCUCCAAAGGCAGAACCUGUUGCUGAAGCAAAGCCUCCUGCGGAACCAAAGGCAGAAGAGAAGGUAAAGAAAGCCAAGCCUGCAGCGGGGGCAGCAGCCAAAGCCAAGACCACCGACAAGGCUGCGCCGAAGGGUAGACUUACAGGGAAAACUGAUGCUGCAAAGCCUGCUGGGAAGGACGUCACCAAGCGACCCACCCCGCCAUCAUCUGUGUCAAAAGAAGCCCCUCCAGCCAAGAAGAAAGUUGGUGCUGUUGGGACGACUAAAACUUCGAAGCCUGCAGAACCAGCAAAAAAGCCGUCAGCUGUCUCGGAACCAAAAACCAAGAAGCCCACCAGGCCUACAACAGCUCCCUCUGCCAAGCCCACAAGUACUGCAGCCAGUAGAGCAGCAAAGCCUGCCAGUGCUCCAGCAAAGACGACAAAGGCGCCACCUAGUGGUGCAGUGCCCAAAACAAAAACAGACCGCAAACCUGGUGCAGCCCGUCCCAAACCUUUGGCAAAGGCUGCAGCAGCAGGGAGCAGUGCUGAGGAGCAAGCGUCGGUGGAUUCAGUUGAAGUUGCUGUAGAUGCAGCUGCAGCUCUUGGCGACCAGGUGACCCCGAAGCCUGCAGCCGCUGCUGCAAAGAAGCCUGCAGAGAAGAAGGCUGCCGUCCCGCCAAGGACCAGACCUGCGAGUGCUGCAGCACCGAAGGCAGAGCCAAAAACAACUGCCAAGAAGCCAGCCAGCACCCUGGGAACAAGAACAGCUGCUGCCAAAACUGGUGCAGCUGCAAGACCCUCAUCAGCUACAGCAGCUGCAGCAAAGAAGGAACCAGCAAAGAAGCCAGACGCAACCACAAGGCUCGCAUCUGCCAAAACAGCUACUGCUGAGAAGAAGCCUGGUCUGCAGCUAGGAAGGUGGGUACCACAGGUGCUGCAGGAAAAGCAGACACCAAAGCAACACCAAGGGCACAGUCCGCAGCCGCAGCCAAGUCAGCUGCAGAGAAGAAGACACCAGCUACACCUGCGAGGGCAAAGUCUGCACCCGUAG